Odontomachus brunneus is the source of this 1429-nucleotide messenger RNA. RefSeq names its product peptidyl-prolyl cis-trans isomerase FKBP1A (gene Fkbp12). The record is from RefSeq and is a predicted model, not a curated record. The transcript is spliced from 4 exons. NCBI's taxonomy places the organism in Eukaryota, Metazoa, Arthropoda, Insecta, Hymenoptera, Formicidae. Gene Ontology annotation, molecular function: peptidyl-prolyl cis-trans isomerase activity. Bases 223 to 552 code for a protein of 109 amino acids.
UCGUCGGAGGGUGUCCUCUGUAUCCCGUAUGCCCUGCUAUAUUCAUUGAACGGCGCAUUGGAGCGGCAUCAUUUUCCCGAGGCGCCGUAGAUAGUCCCCCUUUUAUGUGAAUUCCGCACGACGCACCGAACAAAUCUCGACUCAAUAAACGCCGCUUCUUGUGCGGACAGCUCGUCGUUUCGUAUAGCAGCUUCGUCGCGGUGCGAAUAACAAUACGCAGUAAUGGGCGUGGAUGUCGAGGUUCUCAGGCAUGGAGAUGGUCAAACCUUCCCAAAGACUGGACAAAUGGUAGUUGUCCACUAUACAGGUACCCUUGUUGAUGGAAAGCAGUUUGACUCCAGUAGAGACCGCGGUGUCCCAUUUAAGUUCAGAAUUGGGAAAGGCUUGGUGAUCAGAGGCUGGGAUGAAGGUAUUGCGCAAAUGUGCGUUGGAGAACGGGCUAGGUUAAUUUGUUCUCCAGAUUAUGCUUAUGGUAGCACAGGCCAUCCUGGAAUUAUUCCACCAAAUGCUGUUCUUAUCUUCGAUGUGGAGUUGCUCAAGGUGGAACCCUGAAAUACCUCUUAGAGUGUACCAAACUGACCAAAUGCAUUUCAAUAUGAAAAAUUUACAAAGAAAAGGAAGAAAAAGAAACGCAUCAAAUUGCAUUACGUUAGGUAGUCGUCGCACGAAUGGCACAUUUCUUACACUCAUGCCUUAAUUCAAUCGCUCGGACAUUUAAAGUCGCGAAAUGCGAUUUCUACAAAGUAAUAUAUGUAUACAUACAUAUAUGUAUACAUACACACAUACAUUUGUGUGUGUGUGUGUGUGUAUAUAUAUAUGUAGCGACACAUUGUUUCGUGCUGUUGACAAGCAGUGUACAAUUUAUACAAUGUAUAAAUUGUAGAUCAACAAUACCCGAACAAUACUGCGUAUAGGUGUUAGACUGUAAGAUCGUAUAUUAUAAUACGUAGUCUGAUUGCAUAUGCAGUCCAAGAGUUGCUACUUAACUUGUGUACUUGAUUAAAAACCGAUUUAAUCGUGUUCCUAUGAUGAGCGGUUGAAUGAAGGAAUCCUUUUCAAAUACAAUGUAAUUUGUGUUCAUUCCAUUCACUGUGUAUUUGAUAAAGCGAUCUUUCGGUUAUUUUAUACAAACACUGUCAACGAUAUCGAGAAACGAUCACCGUUGGCAAUGUAAUAGUACAGAGAUCUUUACAGGAUAAAAUACAAUAAAAUUAAAAAAAAAUUGUUUUGCUCUAUAUAACGAAACAUACAUACUUCUUCCCGUACAUACAUUAUAUGACAAAGAUAAUAUUCAACAUUAUUAAAUAUAAGAAGAAGGGACAAACAUUAUAACUUUUCUUAAAGCAUAACGUUUUUUUAAGUAUAACGUUAUUUACAAAAUAUUUGGAACAGUUUUUAUGUCUAUAAAUAUAUAUUGUGCAAUCUGUCA